CGUAGCAACUUGUAGUGUCCGCCAUAUUGUACAGGUUUGUUGAUCGUCAUGGGUAGAUCAAGAAGCAGAAGUAGAUCUUCCAGCAGACAGAGGCAUCGUUCUAAACACAAGAAAAGACGCACACGAUCCAGAUCAAGAUCCAGAGAGGCAAGAUCUUCGGUGUCGAACCGACAUAAUUCCAGCAGAAACCGUUCAAGGUCAAAAGACAGAAAGAGAAGAAGAGAAAGAGCUAAGUUAUCUGGAAACUUGGACAGAAAAAGGACGCCCUCUUCAAGUAGCUCCAGUAGUGAUGAUGACUUAAUAAUCAGAGCAAAGCGAAGAGAGGAAGAAGAGAAGAAGGCAGAGCUAGAGCGACAGAGAUUAAUACGACAGAAAGAAUUAGAAGAGAAACUAAUAGAAGAGGAAGUAGCACGGCGAGUGGAAGAGUUAGUGGCCAAACGUGUGGAGGAGGAACUGGAAAGGCGGAAAGAUGAAAUCGAGGCUGAGGUGCGGCGACGCGUGGAGGAGGCUAAAAAAAUCAUGGAGAAACAAAUGUUGGAGGAACUAGAACGCCAAAGAGAGGCUGAGUUAGAGGCUCAGAAAAAGAAGGAGGAGGAAGAAAAACUCAAACGACAGGAGUUGGAGGAUAUAAUGGCAGAAAACAACAGAAAAAUAGAAGAGGCACAAAAGAAAUUGGCUGAAGAGCAAUUGAAAUUGGUCGAGGAACAGAGACGCAUGCUCGAAGAAAAGCAACGAAUGGAGGAAGAAGACAGGAAAAGAAAAAAAAGAGAACAAGAAGUUAUUUUGAACAAAAAGAACGCAAGACCCAAAUUGUCUUUCAGUUUAGGGGGGAAAUAGUUAUGGCUCAUUGUUUUGAUUUAGUGUUUACAUGUAUCAGGUUAAGAAUAAGUUAUUCAGAGUCAAAAAUCCUUAUCACAAGGAUUAAGAUGAAGUCCAGGUCCUUUUCCCACACAUACAUGUAUGAUAAAUAUUCCUCGAGUGGAUCUAUCUGCCUUCCAGGAAAGCAGGAGCAUGCGGACAUUUUUACAUGAUUGGAAUUUAUUUGAUGCAAACAUUCAUAUAUAUAAAUGCUGUGGCAAUUCCUUGCAUCUUUAAAUUCCGUCAUGUUUAUUUGUGUUUGUUUUUGUUUAUGUUCCUUCACAUCAUCUCAUAUUAACUGUAAAUCGAUAAAUCAUGUGAAUUAAAAUCAAUACUAGAAACU
Saccostrea echinata is the source of this 1201-nucleotide messenger RNA. Its product is annotated as arginine and glutamate-rich protein 1-like. Gene Ontology annotation, cellular component: mitochondrion; nucleoplasm. The transcript is spliced from 6 exons. Gene Ontology annotation, molecular function: cadherin binding. Bases 49 to 837 code for a protein of 262 amino acids. The record is from RefSeq and is a predicted model, not a curated record. Lineage: Eukaryota; Metazoa; Mollusca; Bivalvia; Ostreida; Ostreidae.